GCUACCAAUUUCCUAACAAUCAUAUCCCAUAGCCAAACAUUAUAUUGUGUGCAAAUACAUUUACAAUGGAGUUGCAUCACCAAUAUUAUUUCUUCACACUUUUCUCUGUAAUUUUUGUGGCAAGUCAUGCAGCAAAUUUAUCUCCUGAGGUGUAUUGGAGAGUCAAAUUGCCUAAUACUCCCAUGCCCACACCUAUCAAAGAUGCACUACACAUUUCUGAGAACGAGCUUCAGAAAGUACGCCAACCAUUUGGAGUGGGUAGAUGGUACAAUGAUGCCUCCGAGAACGAGCUUCACAAAGUACGCCAACCAUUUGGAGUGUUUGGAUGGUAUCAGGCUGCCUCCGAGAAUGAGCUUCACAAAGUACGUCAACCAUAUGGAGUGUUUGGAUGGUAAAAUGAUGCUGCUAAGAAAGAUCUUAAUGACAAUCACCCAGUGACGCCAUACUUCUUUGAAACAGAUUUACAUCAAGGGAAAAAAAUGAAUCUUCAGUCUCUCAAAAACUACAAUCCAGCACCCAUUUUGCCACGCAAAGUUGUAGAUUCCAUCGCUUUCUCAUCGGACAAAAUUGAGGAAAUUCUUAAUCACUUCUCUGUUGAUAAGGACUCAGAACGUGCUAAAGACAUCAAGAAAACAAUCAAAACGUGUGAAGAGCCUGCGGGUAACGGAGAGGUAAAACAUUGUGCCACUUCUUUGGAAUCUAUGAUUGAUUUCACCUUAUCUCACCUGGGAACAAACAAUAUUAUAGCAAUGUCCACUGAAGUAGAGAAGGAAACUCCAGAGGUGCAAGCAUAUACCAUCGAAAAAGUGGAAGAGAAAGCAAAUGGCAAAGGUGUUGUAUGUCACAAAGUAGCUUACCCAUAUGCAGUACACUUUUGCCAUGAUGUAGGAAGCACUAGGACAUUUAUGGUGUCUAUGGUGGGUGCUGAUGGAACAAAAGUUAAUGCAGUAUCAGUCUGCCAUGAGGAUACUGCAUCCAUGAACCCUAAGGCAUUGCCUUUUCAGUUGCUCAACGUUAAGCCUGGAGACAAGCCUAUUUGCCAUUUCACUUUGGACGAUCAAAUUGCCCUGUUUCCUUCUCAAAACGCAGUUCUUCAAGUGGCUGAAAACUAACAUGAAGAACGUUCAGUCAUUACCUGCUCCUUUGUUGCAAUAGUCCCAAUGCUUCAUCUGAAAAUGUAUCUCCCUGAUGUAAAUACUGUUUAUUGCAAUGUUUUGUGUAAUAAUGCUUGCCCUGAUGCAAGUACUGUUUAACUGUGUUAAUCACAGUUCAUCAUGCACGUUGUUUGCAUGUGUGGAUGAAAAUGUUUGGCUUGUAUUUCAAAUAUGGUUGAUGAAUAUAUGUGGUAAUGGAGAUUAUGACAUCUUGUUUUCAAAUA
Solanum tuberosum (potato) is the source of this 1378-nucleotide messenger RNA. Its product is annotated as BURP domain-containing protein 3-like. The record is from RefSeq and is a predicted model, not a curated record. The coding region runs from base 480 to 1112 and encodes 210 amino acids. The transcript has 3 exons. NCBI's taxonomy places the organism in Eukaryota, Viridiplantae, Streptophyta, Magnoliopsida, Solanales, Solanaceae.